Messenger RNA from Nymphaea colorata (pocket water lily), 1378 nucleotides. Its product is annotated as short-chain dehydrogenase TIC 32 B, chloroplastic-like. The transcript has 8 exons. Lineage: Eukaryota; Viridiplantae; Streptophyta; Magnoliopsida; Nymphaeales; Nymphaeaceae. The record is from RefSeq and is a predicted model, not a curated record. Bases 204 to 1184 code for a protein of 326 amino acids.
UAAAAAGCCACUAUAACUGCCCAUGAACUAACACUGCCUUCCCCUCCCCUCUCUUCUUCCUCUCCUUCUCCUUCCCAUCGGCAUCCAUCCGUGAAGUACACGUGAACUAACAGCAGGAGUCCUCGCUAGCCAACUGGACUCUUCUCCCUUUCUCCUUCCAACAGCUGCUAACUUCUCAUUUGUCGAGGGUGGUGCCUUGGGCAAUGGUAGAGGAGGUGAUGCGGCUCUUCUCGGUCGUCACAGGAUGGCCGGGUGCCAGCGGAUUUGGGUCCGCCUCCACUGCCGAGCAGGUUACAGAGGGAACCGAUGCCAAGAAUCUCACCGUAAUUGUCACCGGGGGAGCAAGUGGAAUUGGGGAGGAAACUGCCCGAGUGUUGGCGCUUCGGGGGGCGCAUGUGAUCAUCGCUGCCAGGAACUUGGAGGCGGCGAACGCCACAAAGGAGAAGAUCGAGGGGGAAGAGCCGUCUGCUCGAGUGGACGUCGGCAAGCUUGACCUCAACUCCCUCAAGUCCGUCAGAGCCUUCGCCGACAACUUCCUCGCUCGCAACCUUCCGCUCAAUAUAUUGAUAAACAAUGCCGGUGUAAUGUUCUGUCCUUACCAGCAAUCUGAGGACGGAAUCGAAAUGCAGUUCGCAACAAACCAUCUUGGUCACUUCCUGCUGACGAAUCUUCUUCUCGACAAAAUGAAACAAACUGCAAGAGAAAGCGGCAUCGAAGGGCGGAUUGUCAACUUAUCGUCGAUAGCGCAUCUUCACACAUACGAGGAAGGGGUAAUGUUCGAUCAGAUCAAUGACCAGUCGAGAUACUCUGACAAGAAAGCGUAUGGGCAAUCCAAGUUAGCAAAUAUAUUACAUGCAAAAGAGCUUUCACGGCGUUUACAGGAGGAAGGUGCAAAUAUUACAGCAAAUGCUGUCCAUCCGGGCCUGAUAAUGACAAAUCUGAUGCGACACUCUGCCAUCUUAAUGAAAAUUGUGAAGUUAUUUACCUUUCUCUGGUGGAAGAAUGUCCCACAGGGAGCAGCCACAACAUGCUAUGUAGCAGUACAUCCAAGCCUGAAAGGAGUAACAGGAAAGUAUUUCACGGACUGUAAUGAGAUCACACCAAGUGCCUUUGCAAGAGAUGAAGCACUGGCCAGAAAGCUAUGGGAUUUCAGCAAUAAGCUGGUUAAAAAGUUAGGCCAGUAAGCUGAACUCGUCUCAGCACUUGUAAGGAAGUUAAAGCAGUGGUGCCAACCCAACUGUAGGGAAAAAAAAAAAAAAGGAAAUUGUGGAGCCUGAAGCAUGGAGAUAGAAUCAGAUAACCGUCUAAUCUGCUUCAAUAGAAUGUUGUUUCCUUUCAUUGUAAGCUUUUUAAUAAAAUUGUCACUUCUCUUUUGCCA